UCCUCCUCAACCUCCAGUCAGGACGAUGAGAAGUCGACUCUGGAGGAGGUGAGUGAGGGCGGUAUCCCCAUCGAUCAGCCUCCGCCGGCGCUCUCCACCCCGGGACAUCAAGAGACUGACGUGUCAUUAUCUCAGGCCACCACCCUGAGCAAAUCGAGCUCGUCCCCGGAGCUGCAGACUCUCCCCGAGGCCUUCACCAAGGCUGCGGCCCAGAGUGCCUCCGGCGGAGACCUGCUGAGCGCCAGGAUCCCGACGGUCCAGGCCAACGAGAGAGAGGCCUCGGGUGAAAGCGCCUGGCCGGGAGAGAGCGUUAUAUCAGUCGGCCCGUCCAGCUCCAGUGCUAGCGUCUCCGUCUCCUCGUCCUCCACCUCCAGGAUGAGGCUGGAGUUUCCCACGGCUCAGCCGGGACCCCUGUCUCCCGCCGGACACAGACCCCGCGGACACACCAUCUCAGUGUCCGCACCCUCGUCCCGCAGGGAAAGGAAGAUGGACCGAGACUCGUACCACAACCGAGGAGGACCAUCCAACAUAGAGAAGAGCUCAGGACUCAGUCCCAGCUUCGUCUUCCUGCAGCUCUAUCACUCUCCGUUCUUUGGCAAUGAAGCCAACAAACCCCUCCUGCUGCCCAAAUCUCAGCUGAUCGAUCGUGCCGUUAAAGUCCUGGAUCAGAUGCCUCCGUACGACACUCAUAAGAUCGGCGUGGUGUUUGUUGGAGCCGGGCAGGCGAAUAACGAGGUGUCGAUCCUGUCCAACGAGUACGGCUCCAACCGCUACGCUCAGUUCCUCACGGGCCUGGGAAAGCUCAUCCACCUGAAGGACUGCGACCCAGACCAGAUCUUCCUGGGUGGACUGGAUCAGUACGGAGACGACGGAGAGUUCACCUACUGCUGGCACGAUGACAUCAUGCAAGGUCAGGGUAGUCGGGAUAAGAAAUAGUAAUAAAGAAUUAUUG
Messenger RNA from Sinocyclocheilus grahami, 952 nucleotides. Its product is annotated as tuberin-like. Gene Ontology annotation, cellular component: TSC1-TSC2 complex; nucleus; cytoplasm. Gene Ontology annotation, biological process: regulation of cell cycle; negative regulation of insulin receptor signaling pathway; negative regulation of TOR signaling. The transcript is spliced from 4 exons. Gene Ontology annotation, molecular function: GTPase activator activity. The annotation marks the transcript as partial. Lineage: Eukaryota; Metazoa; Chordata; Actinopteri; Cypriniformes; Cyprinidae. The record is from RefSeq and is a predicted model, not a curated record.